Messenger RNA from Nanorana parkeri, 3961 nucleotides. It is a transcript of the gene SLC8A1, whose product is annotated as solute carrier family 8 member A1. Gene Ontology annotation, cellular component: axon; postsynapse; sarcolemma. Gene Ontology annotation, molecular function: calcium:sodium antiporter activity. The coding region runs from base 90 to 3005 and encodes 971 amino acids. The record is from RefSeq and is a predicted model, not a curated record. NCBI's taxonomy places the organism in Eukaryota, Metazoa, Chordata, Amphibia, Anura, Dicroglossidae. Gene Ontology annotation, biological process: calcium ion import across plasma membrane; cell communication; sodium ion transmembrane transport. The transcript has 11 exons.
AGCAGAUUCGCCCCAUCAUCACAUCGGUGCCACACACACCCUGGACAGCACAAGAUUUUUAGACAUUUGGAAGGACAUCUGUUUUAGCCAUGACCAUGCUUGGAUUAGGCAAAGUAUUUCCCUUUCCUGCUGGAUCUCACCUGCUCUCCCUUGUGCCUCUUUUGUGUCAUGUGGGAACAAUUUAUGGUGAAACUACAGUGGCUCCAGAGACAGGAAAUAGCUCUGCUAACUGUGAAGGAUCCUAUAUUUGCAAGGAAGGUGUCAUCUUACCAAUUUGGGAACCACAGAAUCCAUCGUAUGGCGAUAAAAUUGCGAGAGCUACAGUGUAUUUUGUUGCCAUGGUCUACAUGUUCCUAGGGGUAUCUAUUGUUGCUGAUCGUUUUAUGUCCUCUAUUGAAGUCAUUACAUCACAAGAAAAAGAGAUAACCAUCAAGAAAGCCAAUGGUGAAACCACAAAGACAACAGUGAGGAUAUGGAAUGAGACUGUUUCCAACUUGACCCUUAUGGCUCUUGGCUCCUCCGCUCCUGAAAUUCUUCUUUCUGUGAUUGAAGUCUGUGGACAUAAUUUUCAGGCUGGGGACCUUGGUCCUAGUACCAUCGUAGGCAGUGCUGCAUUUAAUAUGUUCAUAAUCAUUGCUCUCUGUGUCUAUGUCGUUCCUGAUGGGGAAAUAAGGAAGAUAAAACAUCUCAGAGUCUUUUUCGUCACUGCUGCCUGGAGCAUUUUUGCCUACGCUUGGCUCUAUAUGAUCUUGUCUGUUAUUUCCCCUGGUGUUGUUGAGGUCUGGGAAAGUUUGCUCACUUUUUUCUUCUUUCCAAUUUGUGUCGUGUUUGCUUGGGUCGCAGACCGGCGGUUGUUGUUUUACAAGUAUGUCUACAAAAGGUACCGUGCAGGAAAACAAAGAGGAAUGAUCAUCGAGACAGAAGGCGAUAGACCAUCAUCCAAAGCAGACAUUGAGAUGGAUGGGAAGGUUCUCAACUCCCACACAGAAAACUUUCUUGAUGGCUCAUUAGUUCUGGAAGUUGAUGAGAAGGACCAUGAUGAUGAUGAAGCCAGAAGGGAUAUGGCAAGGAUCCUGAAGGAGCUGAAGCAAAAACACCCUGAGAAAGAAAUGGAACAGUUGAUUGAGUUGGCUAACUAUCAAGUCUUGAGUCAACAACAAAAAAGCAGAGCAUUUUAUCGCAUCCAGGCCACCCGUUUGAUGACUGGUGCUGGCAAUAUAUUAAAGAGACAUGCAGCAGAUCAAGCUAGAAAAGCGGUCAGCAUGCAAGAGGUUAACAAUGAAGUUAUAGAAAAUGAUCCUGUCAGCAAGAUUUACUUUGAGCAGUCCACUUACCAGUGCUUAGAGAACUGUGGAACAGUAGCUCUGACCAUUGUUCGUAGAGGAGGUGAUUUGACCAACACAGUAUUUGUAGAUUUUAGAACAGAAGAUGGGACUGCCAAUGCAGGCUCAGAUUAUGAAUUUACUGAAGGGACUGUUGUUUUCAAACCUGGAGAGACCCAGAAAGAGGUCAGGGUUGGCAUUAUUGAUGAUGAUAUUUUUGAAGAAGAUGAAAACUUCCUGGUCCACCUCAGCAAUAUUCGCGUUAACUCUGAGACAACAGAGGUGAACCUUGAAUCUAAUCAUGUGACACCCCUUGCAUCCCUUGGAUCACCCUCUACAACCACAGUUACCAUCUUUGAUGAUGAUCAUGCAGGCAUCUUUACAUUUGAGGAGGCAGUUACUCAUAUCAGUGAGAGCAUUGGCACUAUGGAAGUGAAAGUGUUGAGAACAUCUGGAGCUCGAGGAACUGUUAUUGUACCUUAUAAAACUAUUGAGGGCACCGCAAGAGGUGGAGGAGAAGACUUUGAGGAUACAUGUGGCCAGCUGGAGUUCCAAAAUGAUGAGAUUGUCAAAACCAUAUCAGUGAAAAUAAUUGAUGAUGAGGAAUAUGAGAAAAACAAGACCUUCUACCUUGAGAUUGGGGAACCUCGUCUGAUGGAGAUGAGUGAGAAGAAAGCCCUGUUGUUGAAUGAGCUUGGUGACUUCACUAUUACGGGAAAAACAUUAUUUGGUAAACCUGUCUACAGAAAGGUUCAUUUUAGAGAUCAUCCUUUGCCAUCUACAAUAAUCAACAUUUCAGAGCAAAAUGAGGAGAAGCAGUCUCUUACAAGUAAAGAGGAAGAGGAGAGACGUAUAGCUGAAAUGGGCCGUCCUGUUAUAGGAGAGCAUGUUAAACUUGAAAUAAUUAUUGAAGAAUCAUAUGAGUUCAAGAGCACUGUGGACAAACUUAUUAAAAAGACAAAUCUCGCUCUUGUGGUUGGAACGAACAGCUGGAGAGAGCAAUUCAUUGAAGCGAUCACAGUUAGCGCUGGGGAAGAUGAUGACGAUGAUGAAUGUGGAGAGGAAAAACUACCAUCCUGCUUUGACUAUGUGAUGCAUUUUCUAACCGUGUUCUGGAAAGUCCUUUUUGCCUUUGUCCCACCGACAGAGUACUGGAAUGGCUGGGCCUGUUUCAUUGUGUCAAUUUCAAUGAUCGGCCUCCUGACAGGUUUCAUUGGGGAUUUAGCUUCUCAUUUUGGAUGUACUAUUGGCUUGAAAGAUUCCGUUACUGCAGUUGUGUUUGUCGCCUUGGGAACAUCAGUACCUGAUACUUUUGCAAGCAAAGUGGCAGCUAUCCAGGACCAAUAUGCUGAUGCCUCCAUAGGUAACGUCACUGGUAGCAACGCCGUGAAUGUGUUCCUGGGAAUUGGCGUCGCCUGGUCCAUUGCUGCAAUUUACCAUGCAGCCAACGGAGAUGAGUUUAGAGUUCAACCUGGCACUCUGGCUUUCUCUGUCACCCUUUUCACCAUAUUUGCAUUCGUAAGCAUUGGUGUCCUGCUUUACAGAAGACGACCUGAAAUUGGUGGUGAGCUAGGUGGGCCACGGACUGCUAAGCUUCUCACAACAGCCCUCUUUGCCCUCCUGUGGUUCUUGUAUAUUUUCUUCUCAUCUCUGGAAGCCUACUGCCACAUACCAGGCUUCUAAACAAACACUUUGAUAUAGUAAAUAUAUAAAUAUAUGUAGAAUGAACAGAGGAAAUCAAAGACAUUGCCAUUUCCACUUACCUGCUGAUAGAAUGCAACAGUAGGAGCAUUCCUUUUAUUGCGUAGAAGCAAGAAUCUAAAGGUUUCUUACCCACAGGGGCAUCAUGUUGAACCAGGCAUGGAUGCAGGGACAUCUUUGCAAAUGUACCUAAAACAUGUACUAUAAAUGUUUGACUACUUUUAUUUUUGAAAUGACUAAUCUGAAUGCUACUUGGGCCUUUUUUGUUAAAAUGUAUAGAUGCCGGAAUUACUAGUAACUAUUAUUUUUGUUGUUGUUGCUGUUGUGAGGGAGAGGGUUGAGUGCCUGGAAGAAAAGCAAAUGCACCAUCUGAUGUCCAAAACUAGAGUGACCCAGCUGGCAAAAUGGUCCAAGUAGGUUGUCAAUGAGACAUGUAUGGGGUUCAGAAUUAAACAUACUAUUCCACUUGUGUCCGGGGUAAUUUAUCCUGCCAUGUCCUUUUAGUUUAAUGUGUGGACAAGAAAUAGUUAACUGAAAGCAGCCAAAAAAAAGCCUUCUCCCCUCCAACUAAUUGUUUGCAUUGUAGUUAGCAUGUGUUCCUCACCAUCCUAAAUCACCAAACUACUCUCUCCCAUUUGUGCUUUGCCUACAUAACAUUUUCACUGUAUGGUACAAGAAGUCCUAUUCUGGUAAAGCCAAAAUGUAUGUCUUUGCUCUAAUUUAGGCCAACUCCAGAAUAAUCUGUGCAGGAGUCUCCUGGGCAUUUCCCACCCAUAACCAUUGUCAUGUUUCGGAAUGUUCUGUGCUAUGUGUACUGUUGUGCAUGGAUGAAAAGUAUUUGUGUAUGCAUUAGUCUAGUGAUAACCCUUUAACUAAUGUUGACCGAUUGUGAAAGACAUGGGUGUGUUUUUAUUGUUAUUAAUUUUUUUUUCUUUAAU